AUGGUGAGAUGGAUAUAUCGAGGGAAUUUCUUCGGUGGAAUGUCGUCGAUGAGAUGGAAAGCAUUGAUCGCCAUUUCCCUUCUCAUUUACGCUUUCAUUCUCUACACUCCGAUUGCCUCGUCACCGAAUCGAUAUAUUGAGAUUGAAAACGUGAAAGCUGAAUCAAAGAAUGAACCAAAUCCUCCACUGCCAAUUCCAAGAAAUAAAAUCGAUGAACAAAUAGCGAUUGUGCCUGAGAGAAUUAAAGCAGUUCAAGAUCCGCUCAGAGGCGAUAGGAUUGACAUGCAAAAAGAAUGGGACCAAGCUCUGAAAGAGGGAAGAGAGCGAAAGCUUGGGAUUACAAAGCAGGAAUCAGUGGAGAAGAAAGAAAUGGUGGAAACGCAAAAAGAUCGACAAGAAGAAGCAAAAAUUGAGGUCCCAAUUCCACAAGAGAAAACCCUUUCACCAACGGGAAUCGGAGAAGCAAGAGGAACUGGGGAUUCUUUCAAAUACGCAUUUCAACCAUUGAAAGAAGAAGAAUUUGUGGUAGAGAAUGUGAUGACAAUUCCGGGCAUGAGUUUCGAGCAAAGAAUGACCGCGAAAGUUGAUAGAAAUGCAAAUCCGAAAUUGAUUGUCACAUGGAACACCGGAUUGAGCGAUGCGAAUUUGGGUGGAUGUCCGGACUGGAAUUGUCGAGUCGUCAAUAGCAGAGAUAAGUUAUCCGAGGCUGGCGCAAUCAUUGUCGGCCAUGAAGAUGUCGCCUUUCAACCACAAUCCAAUCAAUACAUCGUUUAUUUCAGUCAAGAAUCGCCGGCUCAUUCCGGCUAUCAUCCACGUUAUCCCGAUUUCUUUAAUAUGUCAUUUGGUUUUCGUCAUGACACAGCUGCCGCUUCUCCUUAUGGAUACACUGUAAAAUUAGCGCCUGAAAGUUAUCGAAAACCACCAUACGUGGAUGAGUCAUUGAUUCGUGGGAAGAAAAAAGGAGCCGCGUGGUUUGUAUCCCAUUGUAGUACGGCAAGUCAAAGAGAACUAUUGGUACAAAGAAUGCAGAGUGGAUUUGAGGUGGACAUUUAUGGAGGAUGUGGAACAAAGAAUUGCCCGAGAGGAGGAGAUUGCGAGAAGAUGCUCGAUACAGACUAUCAUUUCUACAUCACUUUCGAGAACUCGAUCUGCAAAGAUUAUGUGACAGAGAAAGUUUGGAAUCAAGGCUACGGAAGAGAGUUGAUCCCCGUUGUGCUGAAGAGAUCAAUCGUGGAAUCCUAUCUCCCACCAAACUCCUUCAUUGCAGCUGAUGAUUAUGAAAGUGUUGGAGAAAUGACAAAUUAUAUGAAAUAUUUGAUGGACAACAAGACAGCUUAUAUGGAAUAUUUCAAUUGGCGUAAAGAUCAUAAAGUCGUGUUUUUGAAUGGGAAAACGCACGAUAUUCUCGAGAAACCAUGGGGAAUGUGCCAAAUCUGUCGAUUGUUAUGGGAAACACCGAUGCCCCAUCAUUCAAUUACAGAUUUCCGCGAUUGGUGGGAAAAUUCAUGUGAAUCCCAGGGGAAAUUGGUGUCCGAUUUGUUGAAGGGAAGUCAGCAAAUUGAACAAAAACAA
Mesorhabditis belari is the source of this 1572-nucleotide messenger RNA. Lineage: Eukaryota; Metazoa; Nematoda; Chromadorea; Rhabditida; Rhabditidae. The record is from the annotation of a GenBank genome assembly.